AUGGAUCCAUACCGGUACAAAGCCCUUCACCCGGGCGAGAUCCGGUUGCUUCGGCUCCACCCGGCGCCGGACCCGGACCAGGACCUGACCGGCUCAAUCGUUCACCACAAGCUGUCGAACCCAACAUACUGCGAGCACCCCGACGGGCCGUAUCUCCAACACGAUCUGGCAUAUGAGGCAGUCUCAUAUCACUGGGGCAGCAAUACCAAGACGCCCUUCAAACUGCUUGUCCGAGACGAAGGCGCCGAUGUCGAUAGCCCGGCGACCAUCGUCCCGCUCACGGCCGCGCUGCACACUCUCCUCCGCCAACUGGCUUAUUCGGACAACGACCGAGUAGUCUGGGUAGAUGCCAUCUGCAUCAACCAGGUCCUAAGCACCACCAACGUCGAAAAGGGCGAGCAAAUCCGUCUCAUGCCAGACAUCUACCGCAUCGCAUCUCGCGUGCUCGUGUACCUCGGCCCAGCCGCCGACAACAGCGACCUCGCCAUCGACUUCCUCCAAGAGAUAUCAAAAUACUACAAAUACCUCGACGAGCUCCUCCCCAGCGCCAGCUUCGAGGCAGCGCUGGCCGCCGGCUUCGUCAUGCCGCCCAAGAACGCGCCCGAGUGGGCGGCCCUGCGCGCCUUCUGGCGCAGGGCCUGGUUCCGUCGCGUCUGGGUGAUCCAGGAGUUCGUCAACGCCACCGAGAUCGUCGUGCUGUGCGGGCCCCGCGAGGUCGACUGGCGGAAGCUCUUCCUCGCGGCCAGCGCCUACGUCGACAACAUCCGCCUCGCGCACAACGGGUACCAGUCCAACUGGCUCGUCCCGCUGCGGCAGCUGCCGUGGUACCAGAACUGGAGGCUCGGUCAGUGGCGGGAGGCGCACGAAGGCGCGCGGUCGAUGUUUACGAUUGCGGACUUCCGUCUGAGGCGGGACGGGUACAUGUCGCCGGCGUACAUGUACAUCAACAUGACGGAGCGCGACGAGAAUGACCGGUGGGAGCAGCCGAUUCCGUUCAAGAAGGGUUUCGAAGCCAUUUGCUACUUCCAGAGGCUCGUGAGGCCGAGAAUGUUGCAGGAUAGGGCGGACGGGAUCGCGUUUCCGCACGGCAAGAAGGGGAUGUUGGAACUACUUCUCACGACGGAGAACUUCUUGGCGACGCACCCCGUUGAUCGCAUUUACGCACUGCUGGGGAUGGCUGGGGAUGUGGACGGUGAUGAUUUUGCGCCGAUCUACUCCAAAGAGCAGACGGUGGCGACGGUGAGCAAGAGAUUCGCUUUGGGGUUGCUGAAAAGGGGUCAGGGGGCGCAGGUCCUCUCACGCUCGGGGCUGCGGCCGAAGACGACUGCCGGAAACGAUGAGAGUCAGGAUGAAAGACCGUCGUGGGUGCCGAAUUGGACGGAUGUCGUAUAUGCUCAGGACAAGUGGUCGGGAUUCACCAUGCUCGUUGGCGAUCGGUCAGAGGAUGGAGCCGGAUCAGGUGCCGAUGCUACGGCAACAGCAGCAUCACCGACGGCCGAGACAGCUUCAUCGCCGACAAACGGCGAAGGCGCUCCAAAGAAGGACGACAAGUUCCGAAUGUACACCGCCUCUGGCGAUACGGAUUUCUCUUACCGCCUCGACGAGCGCCAGAACGUGCUCUACGUCAAGGGCAUCGCCGUCGACGUGGUGGCCGCAAUCAUACCCGGCAAGCUCCUAAUGGGCACAUUCAUGCAAGACUUCUUGAUAAAGUCUACGUUCAAGCACACGGGGAAAGGCUACCCGACCGGCGAACCGAUCGACGAGGUCAUCUGGCGCACCCACAUCGCCAACCGCACGCUCAUGGGCGAGAUGCCAGAUGAAAAGCAUCGCGACCUCUACGAGAUCGUGAAAGCUCGAGACUAUCAGAUGUUCCAAUUCGCAACGUUUAUUGCCGUCGCGGCCUGCAUCAUCGCGACGCCUCUGGUUCUGGUCAUCGUACGACGGGUACCGUUUUACUUCGAAUCUGCCAUUCUGGGAGCAUUGUGGCAUAAAGAAUACUUGCCGCUGCGCGCCGCUGGUGUGCUCCUGUUCCUCGCUCCUCUGCUGAAGAAUCUACACUGGGUGUAUGCCAUACCUCUCCUGCUAUACAUGGCAUAUCUCGGGGCCACUCAGGUCUGGGCUACUGGCGUUUUGCUGCUCGUGUCAAAGCUGGGCGUUGUCUCCUCCGCGGUCCCGGGGCUACUUCCGCCGGAAUGCAUGUUGUAUACGGACGCGAUGGCCAGGUUCAUGAACAAGUGCAACCUUGCGGUGACCAAUGCUGGACUGGUUGGGCUGCUCCCGCUGGCGACGCAAGUGGGUGACGCAAUUGCCAUCGUACAUGGAUGUGAUGCGCCCUUCGUGUUGAGAAUUGGUGAGAAUGGAUUGUGGAGGGUCGUCGGCGAGUGCUACGUCCACGGCAUCAUGGACGGUGCAUUGGCAGACUCGGCUGCUGAGGAAGUCGGGUUGUAUUGA
Messenger RNA from Colletotrichum karsti, 2451 nucleotides. RefSeq lists its product as uncharacterized. NCBI's taxonomy places the organism in Eukaryota, Fungi, Ascomycota, Sordariomycetes, Glomerellales, Glomerellaceae. Bases 1 to 2451 code for a protein of 816 amino acids. The record is from RefSeq and is a predicted model, not a curated record. The transcript has a single exon.